This is a messenger RNA of Diaporthe batatas, 402 nucleotides long. RefSeq lists its product as uncharacterized. NCBI's taxonomy places the organism in Eukaryota, Fungi, Ascomycota, Sordariomycetes, Diaporthales, Diaporthaceae. Gene Ontology annotation, molecular function: oxidoreductase activity. The transcript is spliced from 2 exons. The record is from RefSeq and is a predicted model, not a curated record. Bases 1 to 402 code for a protein of 133 amino acids.
AUGGCCAGCCCUUCAACACUGAUCAAGUUCGACGUCUGCUUGUACAAGAAGGACGAUGUGUCUUACGAGGACUUCGUUGAAUGGGCCACCAAGGUGUACCCUGUCAAGGCGAAACCAGUAAUUCAGAAGCACGCGGUGAAGUGGACACAGACGGUGAACCCGCCACACUUCCGAGAGCCUCUCCGCCACGCUCUCAAGACCGAUAUGGGCCGGCCCGGCUGGUCCAUUCCUGACUAUGACAUGGUCACGACAUACUGGCUCCACAGCCUUGACGACCUACGCCUGAUGACCACGACGCCGGAGUGGGCAGAGCUGGAGGUGGGGGCGCAGGCUAUCACCAACAUGGACAAGGGCCACUUUGUCGUCGGUCAUGAAAUCGUCCAUUUUGAGAACAACUCAUGA